GGAGAACCAUUGUCGCUCUAGAAAUGCAAUGGCUAUGAUGUUACAUACAAAGAAGAAGAAGAAGUAACAAGAUUGAACGUUGAGUUGCGUGCUAGAAAGCUUUCGAACUUUUUGAACGAUGGGAUGGGCAUUGGGUCACUAUUUGGAGCUUUUCGUGCCAGCAAAGUGCAUGAAAUUUAUUCUGUAACUGUUUCAAUUCAUUUUUUCUCCCAUUGUGAAAUAUUUUUUCCUUGAAAAUUGGUUCAAUGAAGUUUUUUUGGAUGUCACGUCGUAUGAGAAAAAAGCCAGAGGAUGUGGAGGGAUGUAGAAAUAAUGUGGAACCGGAACUCGUGAUACCUUUGGUGUGGACGAGUAGUAAAAGCCUAGAGGAGACGACAGAGGAGCAAAAGAGUGAAAGAGAAACCUCAGAAAUGGCCUCGACUAGUGGACACAAGAGAAACGGUUCGAGUUCAAGCAUGUUCGCCCACAAGAGAACCGAAUCUGGCAGUGGGUUUAUCGGCCACAAACGCUCUGAAAGUGGACACAAGCGUGCCGAGAGUAUAUCCAGUGCCUUUGGUCAUAAAAGAUCAGAAAGUGGACACAAAAGAAAUGAUAGUUACAGUGGAUUUGGUCAUAAAAGGUCGGAGUCCGGUAGUAACUAUCAUGCAGGACAUCGAAGAAAUGAAAGUAUGUAUGCGAUGACUGGACUCUAUGCUGAGAGUACUGUCAAUACACAUGAUGAUGGCCUAAGUCUCCCUCAAACUGGAGAAGGCAGAUUGACUCAUGACACUGUCAUUAGAUGUCAUAGCAGAAACCCUAGCUCGGGUCUUGUCGAUCACAGAGAUUUUAUCAUCAAAUGCCACAGCAGAAAUCCAAGCGCUUCCAUGGUCGACAGGACAGAAAAGGAAAGACCUCAAACACCACCAAUGAAUCCAAACUCCAAAGACUGCGGAAUAUUGAGUUGCAGGCCUAUCUUUAUACAAAGAUUCGCUACUAUAAAGGUAUUUGUGUUUCUACUAUCAUUCCUUGUCACAGUACAGCAAGCACUAAGCUCAGGUUAUAUCAAUUCUGUGAUUACCACAAUUGAAAAGAGAUUUGAAAUUCCAUCAAGUUUAUCAGGCUUGAUUGCUAGUUCAUAUGAAAUCGGCAAUGUUAUUACAGUCAUCUUUGUCAGUUAUCUGGGCAGUCGUAGACACAUUCCAGUUUGGAUUGCAAUAGGUGCUGUGAUAAUGGGUCUGGGUUCAAUGAUCUUCAUGAUUCCGCACUUCGUAGCUGAGCCAAAUUUAACAGCAGCAUCUAAUCAUUCCAACUCUGACAAUAUUUGCCGAGGAGUAUCUUUGCGCGAGCAAGAUAUGGGUUUGGGUCGGUUAUCAUCUGGAUUGUCAUCUCCCCCACUGGCGCCUCACAAUAAUUUACGAGGUGACAAUUGCAUUCAGGGAUCGCCAUCAACAGCUGGACCUGUAAUGCUUUUCGUAGUGGCUCAACUAUUGUUAGGUUGUGGUGGUUCGCCUUUGUUCACACUUGGUACCACUUACAUUGACGACCAUGUGAGGCCGGAAAGUGCUUCUUUGUACAUUGGCUGUAUGUAUAGUAUGGCUGCUUUUGGACCAGUUCUAGGAUUUCUUCUUGGAGCUUAUCUUUUAUCAUUUCACAUGGAUUCAUUUACUGCAAAUAUUAUUAGCAUAGAUCCCGGUGAUCACAGAUGGGUCGGAAUGUGGUGGGGUGGAUUUCUCCUUUGUGGCCUUCUUCUUAUUCUCGUCGCGAUUCCCUUCUUCAGUUUUCCCAAGACUCUUCAGCGCGAGAAAGAGAAGAUCAAAAUAAUAGAAAAGACUAAGCCUGUAACAGCAAAAGAGAAAGAAGCCAACAAAGAUUCGAAAAAGGAAUUAAAAAAAGAUGACAGUGGCUAUGGAAAGGAUGUUAAAGAUAUCCCACGAAGUAUGUGGCGAUUAGUUUGCAAUCCAGUGUACGUUGUAACGUGCUUAGGAGCUUGUAUGGAACUAGUAAUAGUAUCCGGUUUCGUGGUUUUUCUUCCAAAAUAUCUCGAAACACAGUUUAGCCUGGGAAAAAGUCAAGCAAGUAUUUUCACUGGAUCUAUUGCUAUACCAGGAGCAUGUAUAGGAAUAUUUUUUGGAGGAUGUUUACUCAAACGCUUGGAACUAAGACCAAAGGGUGCAGUGCAGUUUGUUUUGGUCUCAAAUAUUGUUUGUCUUACUUGCUAUGGUCUUUUAUUUUUCCUUGGUUGUGAUAAUGUCAAAAUGGCGGGAACUACAAUACCAUAUUUCAAUAGCACUACAAAAGGUCCUGAACCAUUUCAAGUUAAUCUCACUGCCUCUUGUAAUUUCGGAUGUGAAUGUCGUAUGAAUGACGUUGAACCAGUUUGUGGAAACAACGGCCUCACGUACUUCAGUCCCUGUCAUGCAGGUUGUACUGCCUUCAGCUCAAAAUCAAACUUUACCAACUGUGCUUGUAUUCACGGAAACUUGACAGUUUUAAGGCCGGCAGCCACAGAGUUUGCAGAAGUGACAGCUGUGCCUGUGGCAACAUCAGGACCAUGCACUUCUCCAUGUAAAACAAUAUUUCCUUUCCUCAUGCUUUUAUUUUUUAUGACGUUUGUCGUUGCAGUGACGCAAAUGCCUCUGCUGAUGAUAGUAUUACGAUCCGUUUCUGAAGAAGAGAGGUCAUUUGCACUUGGAAUGCAAUUUGUAAUCUUCAGAUUGUUUGGUUAUAUCCCAGCACCAAUACUCUUUGGAAAUUUAAUCGACUCAACGUGUUUGCUCUGGAAAAGUACGUGCGGAGAGAAGGGUGGACGUUGUCUGCUUUACGACAUUGAGCAGUUUAGAUAUAGAUAUGUUGGACUGUGUGCUGGAAUAAAAAUCCUAGCCCUGGCCUUAUUUUUAAUCGAUUGGUGGCUUGUUAGACGAAGAAGGCAAUUGGAAGAUAUUCCAACAGGAUUAACGGUUAAUGACAUCGUUGGGUCUAUUAUUAGCUUGGAUAAAUUAUUUGAAGAGAAACCACAUCAAAAUCCAACGGAAGGUGAUGGAACAACUCCAAAUUGCACAGAGCAUACGCCAUCAUCGAUCUCAUCACCUACUGAACCAACAAAAUCGACAAAUUUAGAAGAAUCAGAAUCUACACACUUGACACAAGGAUCAGUGGAUUCAACAAAUAAUGCAAAACUUUUAGCUGACUUCUCUGAUACAAGGCAAGAAGAUGAUUUAGAAUUUAAACCUCUUAAUGGUACAUCUGAAUCUAGUGAAUUUCAUGCUUAAUGACGAUCUUUUUAUAGUUAUAUUAAAUAUUAUAAAUUACUAGCAAAUUAUUCAGCGGGCUUUGUAAGCUCAUUUUUUAAUCAAUUCCACUGGAAAAACCGACUCAAUUUAGCUGCAAUGCAAAUUAAAAUAUAUAUUCUCAAGACAUAUCAUGGCAGAUUUACAGCGAUAUUUUCUUUGAAGUAUUUAUGAAAAUCAGUUUAAAUAAAAAAGCAAAUUAUCGUUAUAAUUCAAACUAACGAUUUGAUUUAAAUUAAGAUUAAUUAAAAAAUUGCUAUAUUUAAUUUUCGAUAAAUAACUCAAAUAGCUUGUCUCGGAUGUGAGCUUCGCGAAGUUUUGUGUUAAUAUGUUCUUGAAAUACUAAGCGUAUACUUUUUUAUUAAAAAAAUUUUUUUUAUUAAUUAAUAUUAAUUAGAAAAAAAUCUAUAUUCAUACGUAAAAAAGAGAAAUGUGUUAAAUAGAAAAUUUGUAAACUAAUGUAUAUUUUCCUUGAAAUUUUGGAAUCUUAAAAAGAUAAAUUAUGACACUGAAUGGUGAUGGAACGGUGCACAAAUAUCUUCCUCGUCUGAUUCAAGCUUAAAAAAAGAUAAAAAUAUGAAAAAGGCGAGAUUAAAAUUAAUAAUGUAAAUAUAAUUGAAUUCCUGCCUUAAGAAACAUAAGACUAGACUUAAAAUUAGUUAUAUAUAAUUAAUUAAUAAUUACAUAUAUGAAUGAUAUAAAUAAUGGAAUAAUAUUAACAAUAUGGACGAAAAAUGUUUAAUUAGAAAUGCAUAAACGGCUAUUUAUCAUAUAAUACCCAUGGGUUGAAUGUUCUCAAACAAUUAGUCAAUAUAGUGUUAGUAAAACGAGAUUAAAUAUAACAAUAUCGAGAAUUUAUUGUUGAGUUACUUAUACUCAGAGUAUAUAAAGGAAAUUUUUUUUUGCUAUCAGUAAAUAAAACUUCCAUGUUGAAGAUCUGUAUUUUAUUCAUGAUGCAUUCGAUGAGAAAAAAUUAUUGAACAAAUAAUUGUAAAAAAAAAUAUAAAGCUCAUUAAAAAGAGGCAGUCGAGUGAUUUGUACCUGAAAGCCUCUUGAUUUGAUGAUUAAAAAAUAAAACAAAAUUACAUGAAUUUACUCAGGAAUGCUAUUCUGUUAUAGAAUUGCAAAUCUCAAUGAACAAUACAAAGUGGCAAUGUUCUUAUGUAUGAUAAGAAAAAAAAAAUAUGUGGGAAUGCUGCUUAAUUUUCCCAAAAAGAUGUUAAGCUGAUAAAUAUUCUACAUACUUUCUCACUUUAGCCUGUAAAAACCUCACACUGUCAAUACUUUGGAUAGUAAAAAAGCAUAUUAGAAUUGUAAAAUAGAGCAAUUAUAUACGUCUUCUUCGAAUUUCGGGUGUACAAGUUACGUAAUUGUGAUAAUAAAUGUCUGAGAUAAUGGAUAAAGUUCGAGGAGAGUUAAAAAAUAAUAAUGAAUGAAAUAAAAAUAAAUAAAAUGAUGAAAGUGCUGUGAGAAUGGUAAUAAAUCAGUGUAUUGUUUGUUAAUAAGAAUCAAAUUUGAUAAAUAUUGUUGUCAAAGGCUCAAGGAACAGAAUGAUGUUGACACGAAAUGAAUUUAAAUUAAAUUUUUAAUAAACGUAAACAAUAAACUCAUAAUGAAAUUCACUCGAAUUAUUUUCGAGUUUUAUAUACAAAGAAUAAGCGUAAAAGUUUUAUAUCAAUUUUAACUGCCGGCACUAUUAUUUAAUAACAAUUAUCAUUUUCAUUUAAUAAUUAUUAUUACCGGUAAUUAACCAAUAAUUAUCAAUUGACAAUUAACAAAAUAAAAAUAAUCAAUUUUUUGCAUACCUUGUAUUUAAAUAUAAUUAUCAGGCUAAUAAUCUUUUGAAUUAUUAUUAUAGGUCAAAAUGUUACUUAAAUACUCUUAGAUGAAUUUUUACCAUUUUUACGCAGAUAUAUAAUUAUCGUGACCUCGUUUCAAUAGGAAAUAUAAUUCACACUCGGUUAUAAUCCAUAUUAUAAUUAUUAUCAUUAUCAUGAUAUGGUUUAUGAAUCGAUUUUCCUGCGACUAUUAAUUGUAUGGAACAUUCCAGUGUCAACAAUGGUGAAGAGUGAGAAAAUUUAGUAAACAGUUAUUAUAUGAAGAUUAAGAAAUAAUUGAUAAUUAUUAACUAAGGAAUUAUAUAGAUAAAUUUUAACGAUAAAAAAAAUGUUAUGUACAUAAUAUAUAAUUAUUAUUAUAAUAAUGUAAACUGCUUAUAGAUGUACUGUAUUUUUUGUAGGGACCAUAUUAUGAUUAUGAAAAUUUUUAAUUAAAUCAAAUAAUAAUGCGAUUUAUAAAUACAAUAAUUAUUGAGAUUCGUACGGAGUUGCUGAUUUUAUUGACUUUCGUAGAUGAAGUAUUAUUAAAAACGAUAUUUGAGACAAGAUAGAUUGAAAUAAUGAUAUCAGCAAUGAGUAACAGUUAAUAAUAUUGCUGAUUUGAUUUCGAAAAGUGAACCUUGGCCUUAAAAUAUCUACAUAAUACAUGUUGAAUUAUUACGUUAAGGCCUACAACAAAAUUAGAUACUUUCUAAAGGGUGGGUAAAUUGUUUUAUGAAUAUAAUAAAGAAAUUUAUUAUUAUUGAAA
Chelonus insularis is the source of this 5852-nucleotide messenger RNA. It is a transcript of the gene Oatp30B, whose product is annotated as Organic anion transporting polypeptide 30B. Gene Ontology annotation, molecular function: protein binding. Gene Ontology annotation, cellular component: plasma membrane. The record is from RefSeq and is a predicted model, not a curated record. The transcript has 15 exons. The coding region runs from base 246 to 3248 and encodes 1000 amino acids. NCBI's taxonomy places the organism in Eukaryota, Metazoa, Arthropoda, Insecta, Hymenoptera, Braconidae. Gene Ontology annotation, biological process: sodium-independent organic anion transport; transmembrane transport.